AUGAGCACGGAUUACGACAGGAAAUACAGGCAAACCAUAGAAGCCCACCGGCGCUACGGCUCUACCGGCUACCCUACCCCCACCCCCGCCGGCGGCAAGAAGGCGCACUUGGAUUCAAGCACCAAGCAAGACGUCCUGAACCAGGCCCAGGACCUGUUCGAGCAGACGUGCCACAAUAUAUGCCUGCAGAAGUUCCCCCAGGCCGGACCGAAGCAGGACUACUGCAUGAAGAUCUGCCAUCACAAACACCCAAACUCGGAUAUGAAUGAUGAUAUGGAUAUGGAUGAUGACACGAACUAG
Molecule: messenger RNA, 300 nt
Organism: Anthostomella pinea
Lineage: Eukaryota; Fungi; Ascomycota; Sordariomycetes; Xylariales; Xylariaceae
Source: the annotation of a GenBank genome assembly